AGGGAGCUAAGAGUUGUUGCUUGUGUGCUCUGGUAGCCAUACAAACAGCUCGCAAUGCUCGCCCCUUGCCUGCUGACCCUCGCCUCCUUCCUGCUGGAGGCCGGGGCACAAAUGUCUUCGAGUUUCUCCCGCAGCCUGAGGCGGGAUGGUCGCUGCAUUUACUCGUUUAGUGUAGCCGGGCCGGCCGAGGACGCUUGCUCGGAGCCCGGGGAGGCUCUGGCGGCGGUGAGGGAGCUGCGGAGCGAGAGGGAGGGCCAGCAGCGAGAGCUCGCCGAGCUGGCCAACAGGCUGCGCCUCCUGGAGAGCUGGAUGGUCCGCUCCCAGGGCCAGCUGUCCGGGCAGCAGGGGGAGAGCCUGAAUUUACUACGGAGGCUGCAGGAGCUGGAGCAGGAGAACAGGCAGCUCCGAGCCGGUCACUGCCCUCAGGCCGGCCGGGAAUCCCAGCAAGGCGCACAAAGUCUUACCGGGUCGUCCUCUCGCCAGAGAACGCAGCCUGAUGGACGUGCGUCCAGUUGGAGAUUCGAAGAUCGUGGGUUCCAAGAACUGAAGUCGGAGAUCACCGAGAUCCCAGCCUCCAGUCUGAUCCAGAGGAGCGAUCCGGGCGGCCAGGACACAGCACCACACAGUUCAGUAGGUUGUGGAAUGCUGGAAUGGGUAGGAGAUCCAGUUACAUUCCAAAAAGCAGACUCCAUCCUAGGCAAGUAUGGAGUUUGGAUGAAAGAUCCUGAGCCUGUACCACAUCACACCAGGGACACUAUCUGGAGAAUCAACACUGUUGGCACAGAUGUUCGGCUUCUAUACGAAUACAACGACCUGGAUCAAUUUGUGAAGGGCCACCCCAGCAAAGUAUACGUAUUACCAGAACCAGUGGAGAGCACAGGAAGCGUCAUUUACAGAGGCUCCUUGUAUUAUCAGAAACGCAAAUCAAGGUCCUUAUUGAGAUAUGAAAUGAAAACAGAGACUAUUUUAGUUCGAAAGGACCUAACUAAUGCAGGUUAUCAAGGUGUGUACCCAUACUCCUGGGGUGGCUACACAGACAUAGAUUUUGCUGUAGAUGAGAUGGGGCUUUGGGUAACUUACAGUACCCAUCAGGCUCAAGGAGCCAUUGUAAUCUCCAAAUUGGAUCCAAAAACUCUGCAAAUGGAGCAAACAUGGACAACAACUAUACGCAGAAGAUCAGUUGCUAAUUCUUUCAUGAUCUGUGGGAUUCUCUACACUCUAAACAGUUAUUCCAAUCGCCAUGCCAUAAUCAAUUUUGCCUACAACACUAACACAAACACCAGCAAGGUGAUGAAUAUCCCAUUUGAAAACCGUUAUCGAUACAACUGCAUGACUGAUUACAAUCCAGCAGAAAAGAAAAUCCUGGCGUGGGACAAUUUCAACAUGGUCAUGUAUGACAUUAGGCUUUCCAAAUUAUGAAGACCCUCAAGAAUAUCUUUGAAGGAACUUGUUUUAAAAACAUACAUAUAGAUAAUGGCUAGUUACAGCACAAGCAGCAAUUUACGCAUUAAUUGGAUUAUGCACAAAUAAUAUCUUCAUUCUUGACUGCAGUUUCACUACAAACCAAUCUGACAGCAUAUAAUAUAAACUGAACAAGAUGUUUGUUUAAAAUGCAGCUCAAUUGCAUUGCUGUUAAAACUUAAGUGAGUAGGGAAUGAGUCUAUCGACACUUGCUUAAAAAACUCAGUCCAAUCAAGUAGUUUGUUUUUUUUUUAAAUGGGAGCAUGUAUGAAAUUGUAGACUUGACUUCCCCAAAAAAAGUGCUUGUUUGAAGUUAACAUCUUUUAUAAGCCCUUGUUUUAAUCAUCUCAGAGCAAAAAUAAACUUGAUAAUAAUUAACAAUAUUCAAAAAAUCAACUCUAGUAUUUUGAUAAGAUACUAGGAAACCAAGUAGGUGUACUGAGACAGAAAAUUAAGCUGCAUUUACAUUUAUGUUUCAAGCUGGACUGGGCAUGUUUCGAUUGAGCUAACUGAACUAACUUAUUUACCAAAUGACAAACAUUCACACAAUUUAACAGGGCUGUAUCUUUGUACCAAAUGCAUUGUCAACUUCCAAGUACCAGCACUGGACUUUCUAAUUACCUUUAGUAAAAAUAAAAAAAAAUAAAGUUGGUAUAAACCUUUA
Molecule: messenger RNA, 2125 nt
Organism: Rhincodon typus (whale shark)
Lineage: Eukaryota; Metazoa; Chordata; Chondrichthyes; Orectolobiformes; Rhincodontidae
Gene: myoc
Product: myocilin
Exons: 4
Coding region: 55-1419 (454 amino acids)
Biological process (GO): osteoblast differentiation; signal transduction
Cellular component (GO): Golgi apparatus
Source: RefSeq, a predicted model, not a curated record